UGCCCGUAAGCAAUCUCCCAACUCAUCUCUGCUCUCAUCUUCUCUGUGGUCAUAGUUAACAUCGGCUAAUCCUCCGGUAGAGUUAGGUGGUACCGGAGCCUGCGUUCCCCGUUUUUAGGUAAAUGUGCAUUUUCUGACACAAGCCGGCGUCUUAGGACUACAACGGACACGAGGAUGGUCGUUAGGUACACGCGGAACCUCAUCCUUCGUGGAGUUUGUACCAUUUAUCUCUUUGCGUUCCUAAGCUUGUACACCCAAAUUCCAGGACUGUUCGGUGAAAAUGGAGUUUUACCAGCUAGAACGCAAUUGGACCUUACUUUACAAGCAGACUUAAUACAGAAAAUUAAACAAAAGCCUACCUUACUAUGGAUCGCACCUUACAUCGGCCUCAAUGUAGAGUACAUGAUGGAUAUAUUAUGUUUAACAGGAAUCUGUUUAUCUUUCAUGGGUUUCGUGUCUCAAACCUUUUGUACAGCACCAAUAUUUAUGAUAAUUUGGGAAUGCUAUUUUUCUCUGUGCCAAAUAGGACCGACGUUCAUGUGGAAUUUAUGGGACCAACUGCUAUCAGAGAUUGGAUUUUUAUGUGGCAUAAUGGCACCAGUUUUCUCAGCGGAACAAGCAAAAGUGCCAACACCCACAGAUGCUCUAUCUUUAUGGCCAGUUCGCUGGCUGCUCUUCCGAUUAAUCUUUUCAUCAGGUGUAUCGAAGCUUGUAACUGGCUGCCCACAGUGGUGGAGUCUCAAUGCUUUGACCAGUUAUUUUGAAUUGCAAUACAUCCCUGCACCCAUGGCAUGGUAUGCCCAUCACUUGCCGACAUGGAUCCUGCGAAUGAAUGCCGUAGUGUUGAAUGUUCUCGAGCUUGCUGUACCUUUCUUGUUUUUCUUUCCCAAUAGGAAAGUCAGAAUUACGGCGUUUUACCUGCAGGUUCUUCUCCUGUUGUACACCAUCGCCACAGGCAACUACGGUUUCUUUAACCUCUUGACGAUCUGUCUGUGCGUCUCCUUACUGGAUGACCAAUUUUUUCACAAGAAAACAUCUAAAGCGGCGAAUCCUGCUCUCGUGGACUUUGUCUCCACGGCGACGUGUAUCUUGGUGUAUGGUGGAAUUAUGUACGGAACUUGGGUGUGGUAUAAAUUACGAGUUUCAGAUAACCGGACGAUACAGGCUGAUAUCGGAUUUAAUCAAGGCCAGUUCAACUAUGCUUUAUAUCACGUGAUCUUCAUCGCUUUAUACAACGAAGCAUGGUCUUUCUGCUCCACUGCAACCAUCGCGGUAAUCAAUUCUUAUGCGAACUCCAAAGGGCUCAAAAAAAAAAUCAUGAACACCUUGACGUCGAUUUUCUACAGCGUCGUCGUGUGCAUCGCUUUUGCGAUUAGCGUUGUAUCUCUUAUCAAUCUGCACCCUUCACACAAUACAACGUCGGAAUUUCCACUUGUACAGCUAAAGCAAAUGUACACCAAUAUCGAACGUAUCCACAUAUUUAAUAACUAUGGCUCUUCUUAUUGCCCUUCGAGAGGCAACGAAAGGCCAGAGGUGAUUAUCGAAGGCAGUAAUAACAUCGGAGGACCUUGGUACGAAUACCACUUCCUGUACAAGCCGGGGAAUGUUAACAACUCCUUAACUUUUGUUGCACCUCAUCAUCCUCGCUUGGACUGGCAGAUGGGAUCUGCCGCACAGGGAACUUAUCACCAGAACCCAUGGUUAAUGUCUUUGGCUUAUCGGCUACUAACUGGACAGCCAGAAGUCUUGGCAUUAAUCGACCAAGCACACAAUCCAUUUAGUAAGGAACCACCUAAGUACGUCAGAGCAAACCGUUACCACUAUCGCUUCUCAUCGUGGAGCAGCGGCUCGGACCGAGCUUGGUGGACUAGGGAAAAAGUCGGCGAGUACUUCCCCAUCUUCAGCCGCGAUCAUACUCCGUUGUUGGAGUACUUAACUAAGAUGAAGAUCCUGACCGACAAGCCCGUGCCGGAGGUGAACGAAUCGUUUAAGUUUAUCCUGGAUAGUCUCAGGGCUGUGACGGCGAGAUUCGAAGUCAACCUGCUCCUGUGGGGCGUCAUCACUGCGGGCUGCGCGAUUAUUAUCACCGUCCACGAUGGAGUGGAAACCAGCAGAUUCGAAUCUGGGCUGCUUCGGUGGGUGAUCCUUGUGGCCGGAUGCGCGAUCGUAGUUACUGCCUUUAGGGGUGCUAACUUCGGCACUAUUUUUAACGGGAUAAAGUAAUUCAAAGGAAAUCCGGGAGAGGUAGAGAGAAGUCUUAUAGAGAAUUGAUCUAAAGGACACGUGGCCCCGAGGAUGUCUCGCUCGUUUAUAGGGGCCGGUGCCUUUUUCAAGAUGGUCGAGGAGCGGUUUCGGCCUUUAUUCUUCAAGGAUACUUUUUCCCUGACGACUGAGAUGAACGGUCAUCUUGGGAACUUAAUUCCGAAAAGGGAAAUCGGCCCAUUGGGCUUUUCUGAUUAGUCCAGUGCACCGGAGAUUUCGCAUUUUCGAAACUUUCUUGACAUUUCCUUUUUUAUAACCAUUUUUUGUUUGUUUAAAGAACUUUGUGAUUUCUCGUAAUGAAAAUGUUACCAUGGAAACUAAGACGACUGUGUGUACAGGAGACACGCGUUUUUUAGGCGGUCUCCGCGUUACUAUUUCGUACUCAUUUUUCUAAUAAUCACCUAAUUUCUUCUAAACGAGGAACUAUUUAAGUUCAUAUGUAAAUCAUAAUUGUUUGUAUAAUUCAUGUUUUUUUUAGUUCUUUUGUCGUUUGGAUUUAACAAUGUAAUAUAUUUUUAGCGAUUUUCUACUCUCUUUUCUGCCGGCACAAGUGUAUCAUUUCUCUCGUUUCAAGGCACAACUGUUUUCUCUGGCAAUUCAAGGAACUUUUUUCUAUUUCUCUCUCCUUUUUCUUUUUAUAUUUAUGCAACAAUGGCAUUCACGCAAUUGUUCGUGGAAGGACUACUCAAUCAUGCAAUCAAUUCUAAGGGGAAAUAAUCAAGUUGUAAAUCAGUUUAUAGGAAUUAUAUUUAUGAUCAACAUUUACUUAAGUCUGUGUGAGUUUCUGAGUAAUGAGAAUGUAGAGUCAAACGUCAGCGAAGUACAAAUGCAUUUCUGAAAAUGUUGACUGGAUAAAACGAGUGUAACUCUACUUCGCAGGAAGAGGGUAACGAUGAGGUCUUUGGAUGAAAUAACAUUUUAAAUAUCUUGCCAGCUUUAUUUUUUAUUUUCUUUUAGGCGUGUAUUAAAACAAUUUAAAUUACGUUUCAUUAUACGCGUUCCUGGAUUACUAUCUUUGAACUGCGAACGCAAUAAUAAAAUUGUUAAACGUAUUUGUACUUGGACAACGCACCAUUUUUAGGUAAGAUGAUUUUUAAAAAUUGUCACAAAUCAUGAACAACUGUAAUUGGUUAUUUUUAAACCGAGAAAAACAGUGAAAUAUCUAUUUCAUAUAAAUAUGUUAUUGUUUCUGGAAGAAUUGUUUUAAAACGCAAUAAAAUCUUAAAGUAACUUUUGGGA
This is a messenger RNA of Orussus abietinus, 3501 nucleotides long. RefSeq names its product lipase maturation factor 2. The coding region runs from base 175 to 2223 and encodes 682 amino acids. The record is from RefSeq and is a predicted model, not a curated record. Gene Ontology annotation, cellular component: endoplasmic reticulum membrane. Lineage: Eukaryota; Metazoa; Arthropoda; Insecta; Hymenoptera; Orussidae. The transcript has 10 exons. Gene Ontology annotation, biological process: protein maturation.